AUGUUUCACUCUUGUUGACCAGGCUGGAGUGCAAUGGCAUGAUCUCGGCUCAUCUCGGCUCACCACAACCUCUGCCUCUCAAGUUCAAGUGAUUCGCCUACCACAGUCUCCCGAGUAGCUGGGACUGUAGGCAUGCGCCACCACACCUGGCUAAUUUUUUAUUUUUAGUAGAAAUGGAGUUUCUCCAUGUUGGCUAGGCUGGUCUCGAACUCCCAACAUCAGGUGAUCCACUGCCUUGGCCUCCCAAAGUGCUGGGAUUACAGGUGUGAGCCACUGUGCCUGGCCAGAACUAUUUAAAAUAAAAUUAAAAAUGCAAUUCCUUUAUCACACUAGCUCCAUUUCAAGUUCUAAAUGGCCACAUGUGUCUAGAAACUACCAUACUGAGCACAGCUGAUUAACAUUUCCUUCUUUGCAGAAAGGUCUUUCGGACAGUGCUGCUCUAGACAAAAGUUUUAAUUCAUCAUGUUUGUGCUGGCUUCAAUAAAGAAGUGUAGCUUAAAUCAAUGCACAGCAUUCCCCAGUCUCUACCCAAACAUUAUUCAAACGCAGCAGAAAAAAACUACUGCGGGAUUAUAUUACAAUCCAUACAUGACAGAAUCACAUUUGGUCUCAGUAGGUGACCAAAGUUAACCUUGGAAGAGGCCAAUAGAGACUUUAAAGGGGCUGCUAAAGCUCAGGAUGUGAUAUAGGGGUCUGGGCAUUAUAAGUAUUCAUAAUAUUUUCCCACCAAAGAUCUGUGACAAAUAGCAGCAGUUUGUGAUUGCUAAGCAUUACACUGAGAAAUGGGGCUAUGGGAUGGGACAUAUGAAUGACAGGUAUUGGAGCAUUGCUGAAUAAGAAAGCCUGGAGAAUUCAGGCAAGGGUGGAUAGACAUCUUGGGUAAAAUGAGUUUAUUAUAGUGAAAUUCUAGUUCUACAGAACUAAAGUGACUGGCAGAGAACAAAUAAAUCAGGUUUCUCACCUUAUGUUUAAAUGUUAUGGUUUUGUAUGGCACCUUAACAGAAAGGGCUGUGGUAGAAGACUAAGGCAUAUUAUCCAUCAGAGCAUCCACUUGGACAAUGUUACCCAAGAUCCUGACUUACUGAAAUUAAUCACUUUUGUAAUUUUAAAAAAAACCCUCCAAUUUAAUGGAAAAAAUUGUUUUCAAUCACCUCUUUUAAAGGAAUGUAUUUUGCUCUGCUCAAUUAAAAAAAUUGUUAUUCAUGGGGUGAAGGGAUAAGAAAUGGACUGAGAACUGUAGAACUCUUGGCACAUGACUCCAUCCAAACCUCUGAGUUACUAAGAGACAAACUUUACAUGGCUUCUAGCAGUAUAAGAGCAUGUCUCUAGAUUAACCUCAGCUCCCCCAUUAAAAUGCCUGCCUGAGAAAGCUCAAUGCUACUAGGAGAAUUUACUGUUUGUUCUAGCUAACACUUGAUGAUAGGCUCCUGACCUCCCUUUCUCAGAGCAUUUAUUAAGGGCUUACAAUUACGAAUCCUUCCUUCUUCUCUUUAGGGUGUUUACGUAUCUCCUACAACUCAAGAGGUCCUUCUCAAGGACCUGAGAGCCAUUCCUCUGAAAUGGGAUCGUCAGGAAGGGCAGAGCCUCUACCUCCCAAUCUCGGUGCAAGAAUAACACUCUAGGCCAUGCGCAGUGGCUCACGCCUGUAAUCCCAGCAUUUUGGGAGGCCUAGACAGGUGGAUCACCUGAGGUCAGGAGUUUGAGACCAGCCUGGCGUACUGGCGAAACCCUGUCUCUACUAAAAAUACAAAAAUUAGACGUGUUGGCGCGUUGGCGCGCGCCUGUAAUCCUAGCUACUUGAGAAACUAAGGCAGGGGAAUUGCUCGAACCGCGGGGGAGGGAGAGGGAGCGGAGGUUGCUGUGAGCCGAGAUCGCGCCACUGCACUCCAGCCUCGGCAAGAGCGAAACUCCGUCUCAAGGUAGCAGAUACAUCUGGCCUAAUUGCAUUUAUCCUAAUCAACCUGUAACGUUUCACUUCUCUGACACUACCGAGUCCUGACCACCUUCCUUCCCCCCAUUCUCCCUCUGAAAUGCCCAGUCACUUCUUUACACAUCGGAACAGAGGACUUUCCCUUUCUGUACGUAGUUACUGAAUCAAGUUUUUUCACUGCUUUCAUGUCUAGCUGGGUUCUCUUUGACAGGAUCCAAAAGGGGAAUUCAGUCCAUUUGCCUUUCCAUCUGCAGGGCAAACUUGGAGCUGGCUUUGAGGAAGUUAAGCCUUUCGUAAAAACAAAACAUCCAACUCCGAAGCCCUUCCCCUUAGGCCUGGGCCCUUGCCUCACCAAGCAACACCUACAGGUGACAACCAGGCCGCUGGUUCACGGACCUAGGUAACGACACACACUGCCGUGUAACAAACUCCUGCUCAUCGAGGGCAUCUGAGCUGGACGCACCAGUGAAUUAACCGCGUUCACGGUGACUACGUUCCUGAUUAGUAUUCACGGAGUAACUGGUGACCCCACCAAAUGUCGUUUAAGGUGCGAGGUACAGAAGCCUUGAGGACUGGGAUUUACCCAUCGGAGCCGUCGGCCGUCCCUAAGGGCUCCGCCGACUUCACUGGAGUGAGGAAAGUCACUUCUGGAUACAGACUUUUCCUUCGCCGGCGAAGCAGGCCAGCGCCCAGCCGGAGACCCCCGCCGCCACGGCCGGAAGUUUACCACUCACUUCCGGCGUCGCGCCCGGAAGUGGCUUCCGGCCGCAGCUCCGUAAAGCAAGAUGGCACUACUCUCUCUGAGUCUAUUAUCUCCGUUUUAUUUCUAAUGUUCCUCUUCUCACAGACUUACUCCUGAGUUCCAUCACUCACCCUAAUUUUCUUCAGCACCACAUUCUCAUACUUUUCUUUCAUUCAGCCUUGGUGGAGGAUGGGAUGGAGACAACUUGCGACUAGCCUGAGCAAAGCCGGGCACCAUUUUAUACGGAAACUGAAGGGAGUGCGGGGGCGUGUGGAGGACUCCAGAGGAGGCCGGGUUGGAGACAGAGCGUGGGAGGGAGGGCGGUGUUCACCGGUGAUGUAUUUCCGCUUCUGGUCUGCCUGGUCGUUUCUGGUUGGAUCGGCUCGUUGCGGGGAGGGCGGGGGCAGAUUGUUUGCAGCCUAGAAUCUCCGCGGACGGGAAGGUAAACUGAGCUCCUCAGAGACGCUCAUCCCACAGCCUCAGCUCGGGCCUAGCCUUCUCUCUCCAGCUGCCACCACAGCCUGGAGGCGCCUGCCUCCACCCUCCCGAAUGGUGCUCCUCCUAGCAGGCCUUGGCCCAGGGUCCAAGCCCCCUUUGCCCCCUGCCUUGGAGCUGUUGCUCCGGGUUUCUCAUAGUGGACUCCCUGUGGCGGGAAGGGAAGAACUUUUGCACAGACAAGGCUUCAGCUCCAGGAACCCCACUGACAACUGGAAUCUCAACCUCUAACCUAGUGUGAGGUUCUUCCCGUGCCCACCUUUUCUGCCUUUUGAGAAGAGAAACCCUUCUCCUGGCUGUCUAGAGCCCAGGAAGCCCCGGGCUGGGGCCCUGGGCCCAGCAUGUCAGUCCUCUCUUGUGCAUAGGGCUCUGCUCUCUCCCUGUCAGCAUGGCUGAGCUCAAACCGGUUCCAGGGGGGCGGGAGACCCCACAGGGGGAGCUGCGGCCUGAAGUUGUAGAAGAUGAAGUCCCUAGGAGCCCAGUCACAGAAGAGCCAGGAGGAGGUGGAAGCAGCAGUGCUGAAGCCAAACUGUCCCCAAGAGAAGAGGAAGAACUGGAUCCUAGAAUACAGGAAGAGCUGGAGCACCUGAACCAGGCCAGCGAGGAGAUCAACCAGGUGGAGCUACAGCUAGAUGAGGCCAGGACCACCUAUCGGAGAAUCCUGCAGGAGUCGGCAAGGAAGCUGAAUACACAGGGCUCCCACUUGGGGAGCUGCAUCGAGAAAGCGCGGCCCUACUAUGAGGCUCGGCGGCUGGCUAAGGAGGCUCAGCAGGAGACACAGAAGGCAGCACUGCGCUACGAGCGGGCUGUGAGCAUGCACAACGCUGCUCGGGAAAUGGUGUUUGUGGCUGAGCAGGGCGUCAUGGCCGACAAGAACCGACUGGACCCCACAUGGCAGGAGAUGCUGAACCAUGCCACCUGCAAGGUGAAUGAGGCGGAGGAAGAGCGGCUUCGCGGUGAGCGGGAGCACCAGCGGGUCACACGGCUGUGCCAGCAGGCGGAGGCUCGGGUCCAAGCCCUGCAGAAGACCCUCCGGAGGGCCAUUGGCAAGAGCCGCCCCUACUUUGAGCUCAAGGCCCAGUUCAGCCAGAUCCUGGAGGAGCACAAGGCCAAGGUGACAGAACUGGAGCAGCAGGUGGCUCAGGCCAAGACACGCUACUCCGUGGCCCUUCGCAACCUGGAGCAGAUCAGCGAGCAGAUUCACGCUAGGCGCCGCGGGGGUCUGCCUCCCCACCCCCUGGACGCUCGGCGCUCCUCCCCUGUGGGGGCUGAGGCGGGACCUGAGGACUUAGAGGACGGAGACAGCGGGAUUGAGGGGGCCGAGGGUGCAGGGCUGGAAGAGGGCAGCAGCCUGGAGCCUGGGCCCGCCCCCGACACCGACACCCUGAGUCUGCUUAGCCUGCGCACCGUGGCUUCAGACCUGCAGAAGUGCGACUCGGUGGAACACUUGCGCGGCCUCUCGGACCACGUCAGCCUGGAUGGCCAAGAGCUGGGAACCCGGAGUGGAGGGCGCCGGGGCAGCGACAGUGGGGUCCGUGGGGGUCGGCACCAGCGCAGUGUCAGCCUGUAGCCUGGGGACCAGGGUGACUGGCUUGGAUCUGCUACCGUGGGCCAAUUGGGGCCCUCUCCCCGAGGUCCCUUCUCCAGUGCUUCCCUGGGAGAGGCCAGCUGUGUUUGAGCCCUCUGUGUCUGCCCUGGCUUUCUCACAGCCUCCCCUGCCCCUCAGCAGGCAGCUCUCUUGGCCUUACCCAUUCAGAAGGCUUGCUCUCGGGCUCUGCCUGCCUUGCCCUGCUGGCUCAUCACAGUCUGCAGAGCGUUGAACCUUUGCUCUCCCUUUCUUCUGCUUCCAUCUGGCUUUUUUCCCUCAGGGAACUUGGUCUAGAAGGCCCUAGGAAACUCAUCAGGAGAAAUUGGGUGCCGGCUGAGUACCCUUGCCGGAGGGGGUGGAAAAGUGCCCCUCCGUUGCUUUCCAGCCCUGCCCCCUUCCCAACGCAACUCUGGAGGGCACCCUAGGUACGCUACUGAACGCUGUGCCCCUGUCCUGUUUCAGCUGGCCCAUGUAUAACCUGUAAGGUGUACUGUGUGCCUCUGGAAGACACCACCCUUCCCUUCAGCAUUCCCUUUCGAUACCUGACCACUCUGCCAUGUGUGCCCCGAAGCAGAACUUACAGGACCUGACCCAACCCCAUUGUCAACAUAGGGAACGUCACCAACUCCAGACUGACUCCUGUGGGUAUGGGGUUUCCCCAGCUGGGCUGGGUCUUUCACAUUGUCAAGGUGCUAGUGGGUACCUCACAGGCCUGGUGUUGGGGUGAAGUUAUGAUGAGGUCCUGAAGGCGCAGGCCCCUGUCAUUCCCACCCUCACACUCCUGCUGCACAGCUGUGUUUACUUUUUCUGGAUAGAGGAUGCUGAACUGACUCAGCACCCUCCUGCAGGGUGGGGUUAGGGAAUUUGGUGCUCAAUUGCUCUCCCUUGCUCUUCCCCAAACUAAACAAUACUUACUGCAGGAUCCCUUGGGGCAUGCUCAAGCUUGUCUGCCAACCCUCUUCCUUUGUUACUGGAGGGGUUGGCCUGGGGUGAAAAGUACUGCCCUCUGCAGGGAGCGGCUCCAGCUGCCUGGCAGUGCUCCCAGACAGUAGGGAAGCCACACCAGGUCUGGGUGCCUGGGAGGAUGGGCCCUUCCUUUGGUCCCCAGGAGAGUGGAGAGCUCUCGUCUAGGCCCGUGUUCUGCCGGUGACGGGGAUGAAUGGGCAUCUGCACCCUGCACAGGUGUCUCCAGGUUGAGGGUGGUUGGUCACAAUGAGAACCUCGGCGUUUGAGGUGGCCUUGGGCAGAGAGCAGCGAGGGAGGGAGGGUGUGGGUGUGCAAGCGUGCAUGUGCUGGUGUGUAAGGGGGAAAGGGUCUUCCCUGGUUUUAUUUAAAUAAAGUAGUUUAUGUAACAGUUAA
Messenger RNA from Callithrix jacchus (white-tufted-ear marmoset), 6114 nucleotides. RefSeq names its product SH3 binding domain protein 5 like (gene SH3BP5L). Gene Ontology annotation, biological process: intracellular signal transduction. The record is from RefSeq and is a predicted model, not a curated record. Gene Ontology annotation, molecular function: protein kinase inhibitor activity. Lineage: Eukaryota; Metazoa; Chordata; Mammalia; Primates; Cebidae. Gene Ontology annotation, cellular component: cytoplasm.